AUGGAUAGAAAAAAUGACGAAGUAGAUGUUAGGAAUGUGUAUAAUUGGGUUCUGAAUCGAUUAAGAUUUUCUUACCAAGAAAAAUAUAAUAUAGAAGACUUAAUUGAGCGAAAUGAUGAAGAAAAUAAAGAAGCUAUAGAAAACUUUUUGAGUAAAGAAGAAGAUGAUGUUUUAUUGUUUAAUAUCGAAGAUAAUAAAAUAGUUUUAAAAAAAGAAGAAAAUAUAAAAUUUGAUGAUAAAAUUGUUUAUUUUCAUAAAUAUAUGAAUGGAUAUAUUAAAGACGAAAAUAACAUAUUAUAUGGAAUAUUAUCACCAAAUAUAUUAGAUACAUUAAAAAUAAUGCUUUUAAAAGUUAUAUAUCCAUUAUUUUUUAAUAACAAAAAUAUAUAUAAAAAUAUAUGUAUAGAUGAAAUAAAUAAAUUUUCCAUGGACUUUGAUGUAUAUAUAAAAGAGUUAAAUGAAUUUAUUUUAAUAUUAGAAGAUAUUAAAAAGGUGAAGAAGCAAAAAACUUAUGAAUAUGAAAUUAUUUGUGAAAAAAAUGGAGCUAAUAUAUUUAAUAAAAAUGAGAAUGAUGAGAAAAAAGAAAAUUCAAAUGUUAAAGGGAAUAAUAAAAGUGGAAAUGAAAUAGAAAAUAAGAUUCAAAAAAAAAAGACAGAAACAACACUACUAACAAAAUAUUUAAAUAUUAUAGAAUGUUUAUUUAACGAUAUGCAACAUAAAAUAGAAGAAUAUAAAAAGUGUAAUUUUGAUGUAGGCCCAUUCAUUGAAAUUCAAUAUUGGAGAUAUAAGCAUAGAUAUUUAUUAUUUAUUAUAGAAGAAUUAAAAAGUAGUGAAAUAAAAAAUAUAAUAAAUAAUAUAAAUAUAAAUAAUUCUAAUAAUGAAGAACAGAAAUAUGCAUAUACUUUUGAUAUAUUAAAUAAAUGGAGAGAAUUAGAAAUAAAAAUAGAAAAUGAAUAUAAUGAAAGUAAGGAUAAUAUAAAAUAUUUAGAAAGUAUUGAACAAUUUAUAUUAUCUUUAUAUUUAUGUAAUGUUGAAAAUAUUAUUGAUAACAUUCCUUCACUUUUAAAUUCAAUUAAAAUGAUUUAUUUGGUUGCACGUUUUUACAACACCCCGAACAAACUUAACAACUUGUUUAUCAAAAUUACAAAUCAGCUUGUUUUAAAAUGCAAAAAUGAAAUAUUUUUUGCAAAAAAAAAAAAAAAAAAAAAUUUUAGAAAAUCAAAAAGAAAUGAUAAAAAAAAUAAAAAUAAUUAUGAAUAUACAGAAAAUUCUGAAAAGUAUAAUAGACAAAAAGAUAAUGAUAAUGAUAGCAGCAAUAAUAUUAGUGAGGAUAAUUAUUUGGAAGAAGGAGUAGAUAAUAUACGCUCAUCAAAUUUUAAUAAAAAUAAAAAUAAUUAUAAUAAAAAAGAAUAUGGUUAUUAUGACAAACAUAUGAAAAAUAAGAAUGUUGAAAUGAGUUUAGAUGGAAAUAAUGAUUCUGAUGAAGAAAUGGAAAAAAGCGAUUCGUCUUUUGAUUAUCAUGAUAGCGAAAAUGAUGAACAAAGCGAUGUAGAAAAUAGUUAUAGCAUUGGGGACAACAUGAAUGAAGAAAUAGAGGGAAAUAAUAAUAAAAUUUGUGGAGAAAAUAUAAUAAAUAUGAAUUUUAAAAUGGAUGAAAUGACAAAAGAUAAAGAGAAUUUGUGGGAAUUAGAUCCUGAUGAACUAAUAGAAAAAUUUGAAUUAUGUUUUAAAUUACAAGAAAAAUAUAAAGAAGAAUUUAAUAAUAUAAAAACAUUUUUUGAAAAUAACUCUAAAAAUAAAUCUGUUAAUUUGGAUACACAAGUUAUAUUUUGUAAAAUGGAUUUAUUUUGUCGACGUUUAAAAAAGUUGGUAGAUUUAUUUUUGUGUAUAAAACAAUUUAAAGAAUUAAAAAAAGUGAAAUUUAAUAUAAUUCAAAAUAUAACAACAUCAUUUAAUAAAUAUAUAAAAGAGUUUAAAUCUAAGCAUAUUGAUGAUAUGUUAAAUUAUACAGACAAUUAUUUUGAUAGAGAUUUUGUUGAAUUAAGGGUUUAUAUAUCAGAAUUAGAAAGUGAUUUACAAGAAAGUAUAAUAAAUUUACUAAAUGGAAGUUCAAAUAUUAUGUUUUCAUUUUUCAUUUUUUUUAAAUUUAAAAAGUGUUUUAUGAGAGAUUAUUUAAUAAAUUUUUUACACACAAAAUAUGAUAUAUUACUUGCACAAUUUUUAGAAAUUCUUAAUUCGAUUAAUAACGAUUUAGAACACUAUAAAAUAAAUUUAAACUCAAAUAAAAAUAUUAAUUAUCUUAAAAAUAUAUUCUGGAUAAUUAGUAUUAAUUAUAAAAUUAAUCAUAUAAUUAAAAUAUUUUUGGACGAAAAUAAUUUAAUGCUCAACUCUUUAAAUCAAGUUUCUUCUCAUUUUGAGAUGGCAAAAUUGAAGAAUGCCAAUGCUUUAAAAGGUUUUGAAAAACCAUUAUUAAAUAUUUCAGAAAAAGUUGUAAAUUCCAAUGGAAUAUCGGGUAAGGGAAUAGACAAAAACUGUUGUAUAGAUGAAAAAAAAGAGACAAUAGUAUGUAGGAAUAUUUUUUUCGAAAUAAAUGAAGAAGUUUUAAAAUUAUUAGAAGAACAUGAAAAAAAAAAAAAAAAUGAUACAAAAAAAAAAGUAGUAUCUGAAGAAGAUGGGAAAAAUGAUGGAGAGAAAGAAUGUAAUGAAGAUAAAUUAGUAAAAAUAGAAGAAUCUGAAAAUAAAAAUAAAAAAAUAAAAAAUAUGAUUUUUAAAUGUUCUAGCGGGAAAGAAGUAUUAAAAUUAUACAUAAAAAUUUAUAAGUUUAUUGAAGAAUAUAAAAACAAAUUAUUUAAACAUUGGGUAUUGUUUACAAAAAGUGUGAACAGUUUGAAUGUUACUAUAUUUGUUAAGCAUCCUAAAACUCAAAAUGUUACAGUAAAUUUUGAUAAUAGAAUUAAAAAAAUAAUUAGAGAAGCGAAAAUUUUUAUGUCUUUUAAUUUUGAAAUACCUGAAGAUAUAAAAAGUAUGAUGUCACAAGAAUCUAGAAUCUAUACUUUAUAUUAUAAGUUUUACAAUAUAUUAAUACUUGUAAAAAAAAUGAAAAAUAAUAAAAAAAAAGAUAUAGAAUACACACUAAAUCGAUUUUUUAUAUAUAUAGAUAAACUUAUAGUACCAUAUGCUGUGAAAUAUACAUGGAACAAUUAUGCUGUUGAAGAUUCUGUUGAUAAUUUAACAAAAGAAAUAAAAUAUUUUGAUGAAAAUAUAAAUUCAUUAUAUUAUAUAAUAGAUGAUCAUAUUAAUUAUAAUAUAAAGUCACUUUAUAAAAUAUUAGAACACAAAAAUGAGAAAUUUAAUAUAAAUAGACAGAAAAAAAAUAUAUAUAAAAAGAUGAUUUUAUGCAAUUCUAUAUCAAAGAAAAUACAAAUAGCAAUAUUUGAUCUUUUAAAUAAUAUACAAUAUGUGUAUACUAAUAAAUUAAAAAGUAAAAUCACAAAAGAAGAAAUAACAAAUACAAGAAAUUUUUAUUAUAACAUAUUUUUAUCUACUCUUAAAAAAAUAUAUUUAAAAAAUAUUAGAAUGGUAAUUAAUAAAUGGUCUUCAUUUGAUAAAUUCGAAGGAAAAAAAAGUGAUAGCAAUGAUAUCGAUAAAACAGCAAAUUCUUAUGGAGAAACAAAUUUUAUUGAAAUAUUGUUGUUGAUUCAUGAAAAUAAAAUUAUUAUAAAUCCAUCUAUAGAUAAUAUAAAAGAGGGUAUUAAAAAAAUGAUCAACAUUUUAAUAAAUAAUUUGAUAUAUGUAGAUAACUGGAUUAGUAGUGAUGAUUUGAUAAGCAAGUUUGAGAAAGAUGAAGAAAAUGAAAAAAUUAAAGAUGAGGAGCUAGGAAAUAAAGAAAUGGAAAAAAAUAAUAGAAAAAGCAUAUUUGAUGAACUUUUAGAUUCUUCUUCGCUUUUGAAAAAAAAUAGGAAUGAAGAUGAUGAGUUUAUCAUAGAAAGUAACAAUUGUGUUUGUAAUUUAGAAUAUUAUUUUGAUUUUUAUGAAAAAAUAAAAGACGACAAAAAUAUUGAAAAAGAGCUUAUAAUGCUAAAUGAGAAAUUAAGCGGAUUUCAAAAUGUAGUGGAUAAUUUUAUUAAAAAGUUUGAUAAGUAUAAAUAUAUAAUAAACAAAUUUGAGAUAGAGAGAUUAAAAAAUUUGGAAAAACAAAAAAAUAUGCCAAAGAAAAUAAAAUCAGUAAACAACAAUAAUUAUUCAAUGCCAAUGGGUGAAAUAAUAUAUGAUAAGGAUAUUGAGGAACAUAUUAAAAAGGGGGAAACAUCUAUAUGCGUAGAUAGCGAUUCUGAUCCAGGAAAAGAUAAAGUUGUGGAAAAAGACAAUGAUAAAAAUGAGGAUGUAGAAAAUUGUGAUUAUAGUAGUGAUGAAGAAUUUAGUGAUAAUUAUGAUGAUGAAUAUGACUUAUAUAUUUACAAAGAAGAAGAAAAGAUAAAGGAAUAUAUUGAUAUAAAAAAAGAAAUAAAUAAUAUAGAAAAUGUAUAUAUAUUAAAUGUAUUUAAAUUUAAUUUAGAAAAAUUUAAGAUGUAUUUAGUAAGCAUUAUUGAAAAUGAAGCAUUAGAAUGUGCCAACAAAAUUAUUUAUCCUGUAAAAAGAAAAAGUGAUUGGCUAAUAAAAAAAAUGAAUGGAUAUAAAACAAAAUUGAAAAAGAAUAUUGUAGAUAUCGAUUCUCUUUAUUAUGUAAUUGAUGUAAUAAAAAAAAUUCAUGUAUUUGAAUCAAAUAUAGAUAUAGUAUUAAACCCGAUAUAUGAAAUGCUAGACAUACUUGAAUUUUAUAUGAACAACUUUUUAAAAAAGCAAAUUGAUAAAUUUAAAAAUUUUAAUCAAUAUGAUUGUGAAGGGAACGAUAUUUGUGGUAAUAACUUCUAUGAUAACAAUGGUUAUCAACAAAAUUUUGGAAUAAAUUUAGAUAAAAAAGAACUUUCUAACGAAUUAAAUGAAUCAUAUAAUAAAAAUUUUAUAAACACAUUUAACAAAUUAAAUGUAAUGAAAAAAAAGUUUAUAAGUCUGUAUAGAAUUGAGGUAGAAAAAAAUAAUGUAAUUAUGAGCCAAUUUAACGAAUUAAUAUAUUUAACAAAAAAAGUAGAAGAAGAAAUACAAGAAAAAAAAAGUAUUAUGAAAAGUGAUUUAAUAAAUAAUAUAUAUAAUUUUAAACAUAGUAUGGAAUUAUUUAGAACAAAUUUUCUAAAAAUGAAUUUUAAAAGUAAACAUGCAAAUCCAUUGACUGUUUUUGAAAUUUUAAAAAGAUAUAAAGAAGAAAUUAAUAUUUUAAAAAAAAAAUAUAAUAGUUAUUAUAAAGGAGAAUCUAUAUUUGGAUUAAAACACCAAGAACAUUCAGAUUUAUUUUUAAGUAUAACCGAAGUUAAUAAUUUUUAUUCUCUUUAUGAUUUAUAUGUGCAACUCAAAGAAAAAUUAAAUGAAUGGAAAAAUCUAAAAUGGAAUGAUGGAAUAAUAAAAAUAAAGGAGUUAAAAGAAGAAAUUUUAAUAUUUGAAAAAAAAUGUUUGCAAUUACCUAAAAAUUUAAAAUCUAUUAUAAUAUAUAAAAAUUUAGUUAAAGAAAUUAUGUAUUUUAAAGAGAUCGCACCAAUAAUUGAAGAACUUGAGAAAAAGACAAUUCUGAAAAGACAUUGGAUUGAAAUAAUUAAUAUAUUAAAAGAUAAGAAAAAAAAAGAAAUAAAUAUUAAGGAGAAAAAAGUUAAAAAAAAUAUGUCUGAAACUCAUAAAGAAGCAGAUUUAGUAAAAGAGAAUGUAGAACGUUUUAAAGAUGACAUUACAUUAAAGGAUGAUAAAAAUAAUGGCGAUAAUAGUAAUAAAAAUAUAAGUGGAAAAAAUCAAACUGAAUAUGGUGAAGAAAUGGAAAUAGAAAUUCUGAACGAUGCAGAAAAAAUAAAUAAAGAAAAUAAACCUAUAGAAAACGAUAUAAUGUUAGAUGAUGGAUAUUUAGAUGAAGCCGAAUAUAUAAAUAAUUUAAAUAAUCUUGAUUUAGAUAAUAUGGACUUUUUAAUUAAAGAUUUAAUAAAUGAAUAUUUGUUAAAAAAAAAAGAUGAUAUAUUAGAUAUAUGUGAUAGUGCAGAAAAAGAAGCUAGUAUAGAAGAAAAAAUAAAUGAGCAAUAUAAGAUAUGGAAUGAAACUUGUUUUCGUUUUAGUAAAUGGAAAAAUAGAGAUUACGCAUGCAUAUUGGUAGGUAGUAAAGUCACAGAAAUUCAAGAAAGCUUAGAAGAAAGUCAGAUAUUAUUGAAUAAUAUAAAUUCUACAAAAUAUAGUAAACCAUUUAAAAAUAAGUUAUCAAUACUUUUAAAUAAAUUAUCUGAUUGUAGUGAUAUAGUUGAGAGAUGGAUAAAAGUUCAAAUGUUAUGGUGCUCUAUGGAGAGUGUAUUUACAAGUGGCGAUAUAGCUAGACAAAUGCCAAUUGAAUCAAAAAGAUUCCAUCAAAUAGAUAAAGAUUGGAUUAAUAUUAUUAACAUUGCUAAUGAAUCAUCUAUUGUUGUAGAAUGUUGUCAAAGUAGUAUGUUAAAAGAGCUAUUACCUAAUAUGCAAAAGGGUUUAGAAAGCUGUCAAAAAUCUUUAGAAUCUUAUUUAGAAGGAAAACGAAGUAAAUUUCCUCGUUUUUAUUUUGUAUCUAAUUUAGUGUUAUUAAAAAUUUUAUCACAAGGGUCUGACAUAAAUAUUAUUCAAUCAGAAUUAAUAAAAUUAUUUGAUGCAAUAAAUUACUUAACUAUAAAAAAUAUUCAAAAUAAAAAAAGAAUUGUAUGUAUUAAUAAUAAAGAAAAAGAUGAUAUUGAAACGGUGGAAUUAGCUAACCAUGUAACGAUUGAUGGAAAUAUAGAAAAUUGGUUAAUACUUUUAGAAAAAGAAAUGCAAAAGGCUAUAAAAAGAGAGUGUAAAUUAGGAGUAACUAAUUCUGCUCAAUUAUUUAAAAGUAUGAAUUUAAAAGAAUUUUGUGAUAAAAAUAUUGCGCAAGUUUCUUUAAUAUGUUUGCAAGUUAUGUGGACAAAUGAUAUUGAAAAAUGUAUAAAUAAAUAUAACUCGGAAAAAAAUAUAUUAAAAGUUACUAAUAAAAAAAUUAAUUAUAUUAUGUCUGAGCUAGUAAAUAUAUGUCUUUCUGAUUUAGGGACAAAAUUUAAUAGAACAAAAUAUGAAACUCUUGUUACUAUACAUGUGCAUCAAAGAGAUUUAUUUAAUGAGAUAUCUGAAAAAAUAAAAGAACAUAAAAUAAAAACAUGUACAGAUUUUGAUUGGUUAAAACAAACUAGAAUAUAUUAUAAACCAGAAAAAAAUAUUAUUUUAAUAAGUAUAUCAGAUGUCGAUUUUAUAUAUUCUUAUGAAUAUUUAGGUAUAAAAGAAAGAUUAUGUAUUACCCCUUUAACUGAUAGAUGCUAUUUAACAUGUGCUCAAGCAUUAGGACUGUGUUAUGGUGGUGCCCCAGCAGGGCCAGCUGGAACUGGUAAAACUGAAACAGUAAAAGAUUUAGGGAGAACAUUAGGUAUAUAUGUAAUAGUAACAAAUUGUUCUAAUCAGCACAAACAUAAAGAUAUGGCAAAAAUAUUUAAAGGUUUAUGUAGAAGUGGGUUAUGGGGAUGUUUUGAUGAAUUUAAUAGAAUAAAUUUAGAUGUAUUAUCUGUUGUUGCUAUGCAAAUAGAAUCUAUUGUUACAGCAAAAAAGCAAUCGUUAAAACAUUUUCUUUUUCCUGGUGAUUCAAAAUCAAUUAAUUUAAAUCCAUCAUCUGCUUAUUUUAUUACAAUGAAUCCUGGUUAUGCUGGUAGACAAUUACUACCAGAAAAUUUGAAAAUAUUUUUUCGAUUUAUUUCUAUGAUGGUUCCAGAUAGGCAAAUUAUAAUAAAAGUAAAAUUAGCAUCUGUUGGGUAUUUAGAUAUAGAUAAUUUGAGUAACAAAUUUAAAUCAUUAUAUAAUUUAUGUGAAGAACAAUUGUCAAAACAAAAGCAUUAUGAUUUUGGGCUUCGAAAUAUAUUGUCAGUUUUACGAACUGCUGGAGAUACAAAAAGAACAGAAGCAGGAAAUGACAUUGAUGAAGAAAUACUUUUAAUGCGUACUUUAAGAGAUAUGAAUUUAUCUAAAUUAGUCCAUGAUGAUGUUUUAUUAUUUUUAUCAUUAUUAAAUGAUGUUUUUCCUAAAUUCCAUAAUAUUACAAAAAAAAACUAUCAACUAAUAGAAGAAAAUGUAUUGAAAAUUAUUAAGAAUAAAAAGUUGUGUGCAAAAAAAAAAUGGAUUUUAAAAAUAUUGCAAUUAUAUGAAACAUCUUUAGUUAGACAUGGAUUUAUGUUAGUAGGAAAUACUUUAACUGGUAAAACAGAAAUAUUAAAUAUUUUGACAUCUGCAUUAUCAAAUGUAGAUAUUCUUACUAAAAUAAUUACACUAAAUCCUAAAUCGAUAACAUCUGAGCAUAUGUAUGGGGUUAAAGAUAAUUUAAGUGAAGAAUGGACGCCUGGUAUUUUUGCUAAUAUAUGGGAAAGAUACAAUAACAGCAAUUUAAAAUAUAAUACAUGGAUAGUAUGUGAUGGACCAGUUGAUGCAAUUUGGAUAGAAAAUUUAAAUACAGUUUUAGAUGACAACAAGAUAUUGACUUUAGCUAAUAAUGAUAGAAUUCCUAUGACAGAUAAUACGAAAAUAGCUUUUGAAGUAGAGAAUUUAAAUAAUGCUUCUCCAGCUACUGUAAGUAGAACAGGUAUAGUUUAUAUUUCUGACAAUGAUUUAGGAUAUAAACCUUUUAUUUAUAGUUGGUUAAGCAAAAUAAAAGAUAUAAAUGUAUAUGGUAAUACUUUAUUUACGAUUUUUAAUAAAUUAUUUGUUUUUUAUUUGGAUAAAAUUAAAAUUCUUCAAUUUUUAAGAGAAAAUUGUAAAUUUGUUAUGGAAGUAUCAGAUUCAAUUUUAGUUUCUCAAAUGAUCAAUUUGUUAAAUUCUUUAUUAGUUCAGUAUAUAAAUGCAAUAAACAAUUUUAUGUAUAACGAAGAAGAUUUAAAUAAAAUAUAUUUUUUCCCCGAUUCAAAUGAAAAAAAAUUAUUGCACCAAAAUGGUAGUACAUUAAUAAAACAAAAUCGCAAUGACAAUCUGAUCAAUGAUUUAGAUAAGUCUGAUAAUUCUAUCAAUUUGAUUGGAACAAAAAAUAAAAAAGGUAAAGAGAUAGAUCUACAGAAACAAAAAGAACAAACACCUGGCUCUGAAAAAAACAAAUUAUUGUCUAAUAAAAAUAAUGAGAAUAAAACAUUGGCUUUGAGUUUAUCUAACAAAAACCAGGUAUUGUCUAAUACUGGAAGUGGAAAACAGGAGCCUAAAAUCAUCGACAAAGGUGAAAAGGAAAAUACACAGAAAAAAUAUGUUGGUGAAAUUGAAAAAAGUGAAUAUAUUUCUAAAAAUGAUCAAACUGAACCAAAUGAUGGAGAAUAUGAUGACAAAAUGGAAAACACAAACAAUUAUAAUCCUGGAUUUGAAACAAAAUAUGAUCAAAUAAAAGUUGAAGAAUGUGAAGAUAUAAUGAUAUACUGUAUAGUUUGGGGUUUAUGUGGUUUACUAGAAUAUGCAUAUAGGGUUAAGGUGCAUAAUUAUUUGUUAAAUAAUGUGAGUAAAUUGAGAUCAGUAUUAGAAAAAAAAGAAAAAUUAAAAAAAACGAAAGAAAAUAAUAUUUCUGAAAAAUUGAUUUAUAAUAAUGCUGGAGAUAAUGUUGUAAAUACCACUAAUUUUAAAGAUAAUAACUCUGGAGAAUUGGAAAAAAAUAUGACUGAUAAAAAUGAUUAUGAUUCUUUUCUAGAAUCUGAAAAUGUUGUAGAUAUGGACGAAGAUUUCGAAAACGAUAAGUGCCUUAUUUAUGAUUAUUAUUUUGAUAUGCAAUUAAGAAAAUUAAGAAAGUUUAAUUUAUCAAUCUUCAAAAUGCCUAAAAAUAUGAACACAAUAUCUGCAAUAUUAAUUCCAACAAUCGAAACUGAUAAGGUAGAACAUAUAAUAAAAUUGAUAUCGAAUAUUCCUAUUCGAUCGCAUAAUUUGCAUACAUAUAAGAGUACAUUAUUAUUGGGUUCUACUGGAUCUGCUAAGACAUCUAUAGCUUUAUUAUAUACAUCUAAACAAGAUAAGAAUACAAAAAGAUUUAAUUUUUCAAGUGUGACAACUCCAGAAAAAUUCCAGCUAUUUAUUGAAUCUGAAUUAGAAAGGAAAACUGGAAAAACAUAUGGCCCCAUAGGAAAUACAAAAUCAAUUAUUUUCAUUGAUGAUAUGUCAAUGCCAAAAAUUAAUGAAUGGGGAGAUCAAAGUACAUUAGAAUUAUUAAGACAACUUAUUGAAUUCCAAGGAUUUUAUUUUUUAGAUAAAGAUAAAAGAGGGAAUUUUAAAAAAAUUAUAGAUUUAGAAUAUAUAGGAUGUAUUAAUCAUCCUGGUUGUGGAAAUAAUGAUAUACCUAAAAGAUUGAAAUCAAAAUGGUUUAAUAUUAAUAUCCCUCCAUAUAAUUUAAAUUCUAUAAACACGAUAUAUGGAACAGUACUACGAACAAAAUUUAAUAAAAAAAGAAAAUUUUCUGAAGAAAUAAUUGAUAACAUUGAUAAGAUUAUUUUGUGUACUAUUAAAUUAUUUGGUCGAUUAAAAAAAUAUCUUUUACCUGUGCCUUCACGUUUUCACUAUUUAUAUACAACAAGGGAUUUAGCAAAAAUAUUUAACUCAAUGUUAUUAUGCCCCCAUAAAACGAUAGAUAAUAGCUUAUAUAAUUUCUUAUGUUUAUGGAAACAUGAAUGUGAAAGAGUGUUAAUUGAUAAGUUAUCUAGAGUGGAAGACAAAAAAUAUUCGUUAGAUCAAAUAAAACAAAUAUUUAAACAAUAUUAUCCAUCUUAUGCAGAUAUAGGAGAUAAAAAUAUAUAUUUUAGUUAUUUCUAUGUUUCCGAAAAAGAAGAACAAGAAUAUAUGAUAGAGAAUGAUUUAAUAGAAAAUGGUGACCAGGAUCAGAAAAAUAGUGGAGUAGCUGGUGGUAUAGGAAAUAAUAGUGGUGGUAGUUCAAAUAUUUCUGGUAAUAAAAAUGGAAUAAAAAAUUUGAAUACCGGGAUAGGAGGAUCUAGAAUAGAAACCGGGGUUAGCAAAAUGAACACGAAAAUUGGAAAUAAUGAUAAGGGCAAUACGGCAAUUAACAAAAAUGAUAUAACAAUAGAAGAUAAUGAAGAAAAUAUAAAUAAUUUUUCAUUUAGUUGGAUGAAAAAAGAUUAUAAAAUUGUUUUCGAUUUUGAAAGAUUACGAUAUAUUGCUUAUGAAUAUAUGAAAGAAUAUAAUGUAAAUAAUGUAAAGAAGUUUGAUUUCGUUUUUUUUGAUGAUUCAUUAAAGCAUUUAAUUAUUAUUAAUAGAAUUAUGCAAACUCCUAGAGGUUCAAGUAUGUUAGUAGGUGUAGGGGGAUCUGGAAAAAGAUCAUUAACAAAGCUUAGUGUAUUUAUAAGUGAACAGGUAUUAUUUCAAUUAAAUAUUACAAAAACAUAUACAAAGAAUUUGUUUUUUGAAGACUUAAAAAAUUUAUAUAUAUCAGCUGGGCAAAUGAAUAAAAAAACAACAUUUUUAUUAAGUGAUAAUGAUAUAGAAAAAAAUGAUUUUAUAUUGGAACAUGUAAAUUCUAUUUUAUCUACUGGAUUAGUUUAUGGGCUUUUUAUAAAGGAUGAAAAAGAAGCAAUAUGCUCUGAGAUGAAAGAAGCAUAUCUUAAAGAAAUGAAUAAAUAUAACCAAUCAUCAAAAAUGAAAGGAAAUAAAAAAAAACAAAGGAAUACAAAAUACGAUUACACAUUAGACGAUUUAGAAAUAGACAAUAAUUCAAAUGAUUCACAAAUGAAAAGUGACACAUCUUCAUUAAAUAAUUUUGAUGAAUAUAAUUUUGACACACAAUAUGGCAACAAAAAUAGUAGUAGUAUUAUUAGUAGUAAAGAUAUGAAAAAUGCAGGAAAUAAAAAAAAAGAUGAAAAAGUUGUAAAUGAUUUUAAUGUACCAUCUAGUGCAAUUUUUGAUUAUUUAUUAGAAAAUUUUAGAAAUAAUUUACAUAUAUUUUUGUGUUUUUCACCUAUACAUAAAGAAUUUGCCUUACGAUAUCAACAAUUCCCAUGUAUAUAUAAUUGUGUAACUAUAGACUGGUUUUUAAAAUGGCCUUUAGAAGCAUUGGUUAAUGUAUCCACUGCUUAUUUAGAUAAUUUUAAUAUUGAUAUUGAAGAUAAUUUGAAAAAUGAUUUUUACAAUUUAUUUGCUAUUAUACAUCAAAAGGUUUCAGAAACAUGCGAAACCUAUAAAGAAAGAAUGCGAAGAGAUACAUAUGUAACACCGAAAUCGUAUUUAACAUUUAUUAGUUUAUAUAAACAGAUGUAUGUGAAUAAAUAUGAUGAAAUAAAAUGUUUAAAAGAAAGUGUAGAUAUUGGGCUAAAGAAAUUAAAUGAGGCAGCUAUGGAUGUACAAAAAAUGAGAGAAAGUUUAACAUCUGAAGAAGAAAAAUUAAAAGAAUCAGAUGAACAAAUGAAUAUAUUACUAGAAAAGGUAAAAAAUGAAUCACUAAAAGCAGAAACACAAAGUAUUGAAGUUUCAAAAUUUAGAGAUAAAUGUAUUAAAGAAAAGGAUAUAAUAUUGAAAGAACAAGAAGAAGCAGACAAAGACUUACAAGAAGCAUUACCAUAUUUGCAUGAAGCAGAAGAAGCUAUAAAAAGUAUAACAGCAAAAGAUAUAACCGAAUUAAAAAGUAUGAAAACACCAUCUGAUAUUAUAAGAAUUGUUUUUGAUGGUGUUUUAAUACUAUUACAAGGGAAAUUAAAAGAACCUAAAAUAAACAUGAAAUAUGUAAAUAAGCAGCAUGUGGAAUUUAUACAAGAUUCAUUUGAUGAAUAUGCAAAACCAUUAAUGGCUGAUAUUCGUUUUUUAAAUUUAUUAUUCGAUUUUUCAAAAAAUGAAAAAGAUAAUAUUAAUGAAGAAACUAUUGAAUUACUCAAGCCAUACAUCGAAUCUCAUUUUUUUAAAACUCAAAUAGCAAAAAAGGCAUCAGCUGCCGCUGAAGGAUUAUGUAAAUGGGUUGGAGCUAUGGCUAUGUAUAACCAGGCGUCAAAAAUUGUAAAACCUAAAAUGAGUUAUUUAAAAAUUCAAACAGGGCGACUAGAAGAUGCAUUAAAACAAUUAGAAAAGGCUGAAGAUUCAUUACUAAAAGCUCAAUUAUUUGUAGAUAAUUUGAAAUUAGAUAUUGAGAAUAUGUGUAAAAAGAAAAAAACAUUAGAAGAAACUGCAUUGAAAACGAAACAAAGAAUUGAGCAAGCUAAUAAAUUGAUUAAUGGUUUAGCUAGCGAAAAAGCACGAUGGACCGAAGAUUCAAAUAAUUUUUCUAAUAUCAAAAAAAAAAUAGUUGGUGAUGUAUUCAUGUGUUCAUCAUUUAUUUCUUAUUGUGGUAUGUUUAAUACUGAAUUUAGAAAUUAUCUUAUGAAUGAUGUUUUUUAUCAUUAUACGAAAAAUGUUAAAAAUAUUCCAGUUUCAUCUAAUAUAGAUGUAAUAAAAUAUGUAUUAUCUUAUGACGAUACAAAAAUUUGCGAUUGGAAUGUUCAAAAGCUUCCAAAUGAUAAGUUAAGUAUCGAAAAUGCUUUAAUUAGUGAAAACAGUAACAAAUAUGGAUUACUUAUAGAUCCUCAAUGUCAAGCAAAUAAUUGGAUAAAGAAUAAAGAAUUUCAAAAUAAUUUAACAAAUCAAAGAUGUAUCACGACAUUUAAUAGUCCCAAAUUUAAAGACAAUUUAGAAUUUUGUUUAAGUGAAGGAAAAACGUUGCUUAUUGAAAAUGUCGAAGAAUAUAUUGAUCCUAUAUUAGAUUCAGUUUUAGAAAAACAAAUUAUUAAAAAAGGAAAAAAAAAUUAUGUGUUAAUAGAAAAUAAUUUAAUUUAUUUUGAUGAUAAUUUUAAUUUAUUUAUGACCACAAAUUUACCUAAUCCUAGUUAUAGUCCGGAAAUAUAUGCAAAAUGUUGUGUUAUUGAUUUUACUGUUACAGUUAAAGGUUUAGAAGAUCAAUUGCUAGGAAGGGUAUUAACAGAAGAACAGAAACAUUUAGAAGUUUCUUUGAAAAAUAUUAUGAUAGAACUUAAGGACAAUACAAAAUCAUUGCAAGAUUUAGAUAAACAACUAUUAUAUAAAUUAAAUACAAGUAGUUCAAAUUUAAUAGAAGAUGAAGAAUUAAUAGAAGUAUUAAAUAACACAAAAGCGUUAUCAAAAGAGUUGGAAAUAAAGCUAAAAGAUAGUAAUGAAAAGAAAAAAGAAAUAAAUGAAAAACGAGAACAGUAUAGAAGUGUAGCAUUAAGAGGAAGUAUAUUAUAUUUUUGCAUAGUUGAUAUAACAAAUGUUAAUUAUAUAUAUAAUACGUCAUUACAUCAAUUUCUUGAGCAAUUUGAUUUAUCAAUCCAAAAAGCAGAAAAAUGUCAACAUAUAAAAAAAAGAGUAGAAUCAAUACUGUCUACACUAACAAAUCUAAUUAUUAGUUAUAUGGAAAGAUGUUUAUUUGACCAGCACAAAAUUAUUUUCAAAUUAUUAAUAUCUCUGAAAAUAUUAUUAUAUGACGGUAUUAUAAGUAAUAAGGAUAUAAGUUUUUUCCUAAACCCACUUUCUAAUUAUAAUCCAUCAAAUGAUAUAACUAAUGAGUUACUGAAUAAUAAUAUAUUAAAUGGAAAUAUGGAUAUAAAAAAUAGAGGGAAAAAAGGAAAUUCUACUGAUAUAAAUAUGAAUAAUACAACAAAUGUCUAUUUAGCUAGUGAAGAAAAAGUUGCACAGAUUUCAAACGGAGCAAAUAGUAAUAAAAGAAAUAGCAAUAAUAUUAAUAGUGAGAAAGAACAUAUCGAAGAAUGUGAUGAUGUAGUAAACUAUAACACAGGAAAUAUAACUAUGGAUAAUAAUACCAUUAAUAAGAAUAAAAUUGAUACGAAUAAAAGAAAAUGUAAAAAUAAAGGAAGUUCAACAAAAUGGUUAUUUAAAAAUGAGAAACUUUAUAAAAAUAUAAAUUCAUUAUCUUAUCAUUCUUUUGGAAAUGAUAAAAAUAAUCGAUUUUUUUACGACAUAUUAAAUGUUAUACAAUUAAAUGAAAAUAUAUGGAAAAAUUAUUAUGAUGUGUUAGAUAUUGAAAAUAGAGAUAUUCCUUAUUAUAAUGAUCGUUUAGAUUCAAGUAGCAAAAUAAGUUCUUUUAUAAAAUUAUGUUUAAUUCGAUGUUUAAGAGAAGAUAGAACAAUAUUGUGUGCAAACAAAUUUGUAGAUGAAGUAUUAAAUAGGAAUAGCGAUAGUAUAAAACAUGAAACUUUAGAAAAUAUAUUUUCUGAAUCAAGUAAUAGGAAACCAUUUUUAUUCUUAUUAUCUUUGGCUAGUGAUCCUACAAAUAUGAUUGAUGAUUUUGCAAAAAAAUUCAAAAAAUACCCAACAGAUAAAAUAUCUAUGGGAGAAGGACAAGAAGUUAUAGCCAAGGAAAAAUUAAAAAAUGCGCUUAUAAGUGGAAAUUGGUUAAUAUUACAAAAUUGUCAUUUAAAUAAAUCUUUUAUUAUUGAAGUUUAUAAUAUGCUGAAAAGUCUAAAUGAGAUUGAAGAAGAUUUUCGUUUAUUUUUAACUUCAGAACCAGAUAAUGAGUUUCCUAUAUGUAUAUUACAUGGAAGUAUUAAAAUAUCAACUUCUUUAAGUCGAGGAAUAAAAAACAAUAUGAGAAAAAUAUAUAAAGACAUGAUAAAAGAAGAUAUAAUAGAUAAAAUUGAUGAUGAAAAGUAUAGGAAAAUUAUAUAUGCUUUGGCCUAUCUUCAUUGUGUUUUAUGUGAAAGGAAAAAAUUUGGGCCAUUAGGUUGGUGUGUACCUUAUGAAUUUAGUAUAACUGACUUAUUUGCAUCAUUUUUAUUUAUCGAAAAGCAUUUAUAUUCAACAUUAUUAGUGAAUAGGCCAAUAAAUUGGGAAUCAAUUCAUUAUAUGUUAGCAGAAGUUCAAUAUGGUGGUAAAGUAACAGAUGAUUUAGAUCGAGAAUUGUUGCUAACUUAUGUACAGCAUUACUUUAGUGAAGACUUAUUUAAAAGUAAACCUGAAAAUUCAGAACAUACAAAUAAUAACAACAAUAAUGCAAGCAUGUUGAAUAGCCUAGAUAAUAAUGUUCCUAGAUUUUCUGAAAUUACAAAUUUUGAUAAUUUUAUUGAAAGUUUACCAAAUAUAGACACACCAUCUGUUUUAGAUUUACAUAACAAUGCUGAAAUUACUUAUCGGGUUAAUGAAUCUAGACAAGUUUUAAAUUCGAUUUUAGAAAUUCAGCCUCGAGAUAUAGAUCAUGGGGAUGAAAAAAGUAUGGAAACUGUAGUAAAAGAAAUAUCUAUUGGAAUAUUAGAUAAACUCCCUGAGGACAUAAACAUUGAUGAUAUUAAAAAAAUGAUAUAUAGAAAAAAUAAGAACCCGCAAUUAAAUAACCAAACAAAUCAACAGUUAAGUGUGACAUCCAACUUAAAUGGUGGUGCUAAAAAUUUUAAUAAUUUAGAAAAUUAUUUUUACAAAAAUAAAAAUGUAAGUGACAAUGCCUUACAAAAAAGUCUUUUACUAAAUAAUACAAUUGAUAAUAAUGCAAAUACUGGCAAAAAUACAAACACAUCUGAUAAUAGAUAUAAUAAAAAUACAGCUGGUAUUGGAAACGAAAAUGAUAUAAUUUUAGAAAACUUAGAUAUAACAUAUUGGGAAUCGAAUAAUGAUGACAAUAGUAUACAGUAUAAUUUUUCACCUUUACAAGUAUUUUUCUUACAAGAAAUGGAAAGAAUUCAAAAAGUAAUUAAUUUAGUUAAAACAAAUUUAAAUGAUAUUAUAAACGCUAUAGAUGGUUCUAAAAUAAUGGUAGCUGAUUUACAAAAUGAUACAAAAUGCAUAUAUUCUCAAUCAAUACCUAAACAUUGGAUAUAUGAUGCUAGCGAAACAGAGAUAUCUUGGGUAUGUAAUAAUUUAAAUCAAUGGCUAAAUAUCCUUAAUUUAAGGUAUGAACAAAUUAUGAACUAUUUCCAAAAUGGUAAAUUGAAAUCAUAUUGGCUACCUGGAUUUUUUAAUCCUCAAGGAUUUCUAACAAGUAUGAAACAAGAGAUUACGCGAUUAAAUAAAAAGGAUCAACUUUCUCUCGAUGAAGUAGUAUUAUAUGCUGAUAUUAAAAAUUUUGAUAUAGAAAAAAUAAAAGAAUAUCCUGAGCAUGGGUUUUAUAUACAUGGGUUAUUUAUUGAAGGAUCAAAAUGGAAUUGGCAAGAAGGGAAAUUAGAAGAAAGUUCACCAAAGGUUUUGUGUGAAAAUAUGCCAGUUAUUCAUAUUACCGUUGUUUCAAAUAAAGAUAAAAAAAUCAAAUUUAUUGAAAAUAACAAGAGCAUGUUUUAUAAUUGUCCAGUAUAUAAAUAUAAUGUAAGAACUGAUAAAUAUUUUAUUUUUAGAAUUCAUUUAAAAACUGAUGUCGAUCCUUCAAUAUGGAAAUUGCGUGGAACAUCUUUGUUAUGUUCCAAAGAUUAA
Molecule: messenger RNA, 17505 nt
Organism: Plasmodium berghei ANKA
Lineage: Eukaryota; Apicomplexa; Aconoidasida; Haemosporida; Plasmodiidae
Product: dynein heavy chain, putative
Exons: 1
Coding region: 1-17505 (5834 amino acids)
Biological process (GO): outer dynein arm assembly; microtubule-based movement
Cellular component (GO): outer dynein arm
Molecular function (GO): minus-end-directed microtubule motor activity; ATP binding; dynein light intermediate chain binding
Source: RefSeq, a predicted model, not a curated record